GAUUGGAUGAUCAAGCCCCGCGCCCUGAUUGGUCGCGUGGGCGAGGCGGAGAAGAGCCGUGCGCAGCAGCGUGUGUGGGGCCGUGUGCAGAUCCGCGUGUGGCGCAGGCAAGGACCCUGAAAAUAAACAGCCGCUUCCUUGCGAGUCGCCUUUCCUGGGCCCGCGUCCGAGUCUCCACCGCAGCGGGCCGCUCAGACGCCUAAGCUUUGACUGCAGCCAUGAGCAGCAAUGAGUGCUUCAAGUGUGGACGAUCUGGCCACUGGGCCAGGGAAUGCCCUACUGGUGGAGGCCGGGGUCGUGGAAUGAGAAGCCGUGGCAGAGGUGGUUUUACCUCGGAUAGAGGUUUCCAGUUUGUUUCCUCAUCUCUUCCAGACAUCUGUUAUCGCUGUGGUGAGUCUGGUCAUCUUGCCAAGGAUUGUGAUCUUCAGGAGGAUGCCUGCUAUAACUGCGGCAGAGGUGGCCACAUUGCCAAGGACUGCAAGGAGCCCAAGAGAGAGCGAGAGCAAUGCUGCUACAACUGUGGCAAACCAGGCCAUCUGGCUCGUGACUGUGACCACGCGGAUGAGCAGAAGUGCUAUUCUUGCGGAGAAUUUGGACACAUUCAAAAAGACUGCACCAAAGUGAAGUGCUACAGGUGUGGUGAAACUGGUCAUGUAGCCAUCAAUUGCAGCAAGACAAGUGAAGUCAACUGUUACCGCUGUGGCGAGUCAGGGCAUCUUGCACGGGAAUGCACGAUUGAGGCUACAGCCUAAUUAUUUUCCUUUGUCGCCCCUCCUUUUUCUGAUUGAUGGUUGUAUUGUUUUCUCUGAAUCCUCUUCACUGGCCAAAGGUUGGCAGAUAGAGGCUACUCCCAGGCCAGUGAGCUUUACUUGCGUGUAAAAGGGGAAGGGGUGGAAAAAAACCGACUUUCUGCAUUUAACUACAAAAAAAAGUUUAUGUUUAGUUUGGUAGAGGUGUUAUGUAUAAUGCUUUGUUAAAGAACCCCCUUUCCGUGCCACUGGUGAAUAGGGAUUGAUGAAUGGGAAGAGUUGAGUCAGACCAUUAAGCCCGUUUUGGGUUUCUUGAAUAUGUUCCCAUGUAGGAGGUAAAACCAAUUCUGGAAGUGUCUAUGAACUUCCAUAAAUAACUUUAAUUUUAGCAUAAUGAUGGCCUUGGAUUGUCUGACCUCAGUAGCUAUUAAAUAACAUCAAGUAACAUCUGUAUCAGGCCCUCAUAAACAUACAGUUGAGUGGGAGUAAACAAAAUGAAAGACAUAUACGUGUUAAUGGCUGUGCGAGAGAAAUCGGGAUGAAAGCCUAAAUAGGAGCAGCUUCAUUGCAGCGUUGAUGCUGGACAUACAGAUGGUGAUGGUAAAGGUUUAGAAUACAUAUUUUCAAAGACUAAAUCUAAAACCCAGAGUAAACAUCAAUGCUCAGAGUUAGCAUAAUUUGGAGCUAUUCAGGAAUUGCAGAGAAAUGCAUUUUCACAGAAAUCAAGAUGUUAUUUUUGUAUACUAUAUCACUUAGACAACUGUUUCAUUUGCUGUAAUCAGUUUUUAAAAGUCAGAUGGAAAAAGCAACUGAAGUCCUAGAAAAUAGAAAAUGUAAUUUUAAACUAUUCCAAUAAAGCUGGAGGAGGAAGGGGA
This is a messenger RNA of Castor canadensis (American beaver), 1624 nucleotides long. It is a transcript of the gene Cnbp, whose product is annotated as CCHC-type zinc finger nucleic acid binding protein. The record is from RefSeq and is a predicted model, not a curated record. NCBI's taxonomy places the organism in Eukaryota, Metazoa, Chordata, Mammalia, Rodentia, Castoridae. Gene Ontology annotation, molecular function: nucleic acid binding; zinc ion binding.